ACAUUCAAAAUGAAUGGCACUGCACUGCAACAAUGCAUGUAACGUACAUUGGUGUAAUGCACGUGUUUGUGCAAUGCAUACAGACAUUAGGACUGAGUGACUGCACCAGGGGCGGACUGACCAUUUGGAAACUCGGGCACUGCCCGAGGGCCCCGGGGUCAGUAGGGGGCCCCAUGAGAUGCCCCUGGUACAUUUUUCUUAGGCUUUUUUGAGUUUGGGCAAGGACACAGGGGCCCCAUGAUCCCCUAUUGCCCGGGGGCCCCAUGAGUUGUCAGUCCG
Messenger RNA from Staurois parvus, 279 nucleotides. The record is from the annotation of a GenBank genome assembly. Lineage: Eukaryota; Metazoa; Chordata; Amphibia; Anura; Ranidae.